Molecule: messenger RNA, 1440 nt
Organism: Ahaetulla prasina
Lineage: Eukaryota; Metazoa; Chordata; Lepidosauria; Squamata; Colubridae
Gene: CD24
Product: CD24 molecule
Exons: 2
Coding region: 136-363 (75 amino acids)
Biological process (GO): cell adhesion
Source: RefSeq, a predicted model, not a curated record
CCUGGACCCGCCCCCCCCUCUGCCCGCCGCUUGGCGCGCGCAUAAAAGCUGCCCACCGUCUCUCCGCCGCUGCAACCUCAGGAGAAGCAUUUGCGGGGCGGGACGAGACGAGCGGCGCUCCCGGCACGAGCAGACAUGGGCAGGGCGCUGGCUUGGCGGCUCGUCUUCGGGCUUUUUCUCCUGGCGCUGCUUUCACCCUCUCAGGGAGGAGAUAAUAAAACAACUACUGAUGCUCCGCACAAUAAUUCAGCUGUGACUUCUGUGUCAUUUAGCACAAACACCACCACCAAGGGACAUGGAAAUCAUCUUCAGUCAACUACUGGCCUCUUCAUACUCUCAGUCUCUCUCCUGUACUUUUGUUAAAGCAUCUAGUCCGGGAAAACAACAUCCUUCCCUACCAAGUUCCCUAAUUCAUCUAAGAUGGUGAGACCUUCUUAUUCUGAGAAUUACAAAAAAAGCAACAACAUGAAAUAUUUGUAUCCAGCCAAUACAGUUUAAGCAACAGUUCAUUCACAAAUACCAAUUUGACCAAGACUCUUGAUAAGAAUACCUGAUGAAUUGAACCAAUCUUCCUUCAAAAAUAAUUUGAUUCACAAGGCAGCCAGUGGAUCCCAAUAUUCAACACCUUGAACUCAUAAUAUACGAGAAAUACAACUUGACAAGCCAUGGAUCAUGCCUUCUGAGAGGAAAGAGUUGAUAAAGCUAUGCAAAAUAAGGAGCUUAAUUUGAAAAUGACGCUCAUCCUCUAAGCUUAUAAAACCAGGAAAAAAAUGAAAAAAGCACCAAAGUGGGGGUUUUUCCCCCCCUCAGUUUAAGAUCCAAGGAUAUCCAGCAGAAGUAAUUCCAUUCAGAAUUUCACUUUGGAAUUUUCUAGUUAUUCCAUUGAUUUAAAAAAAAAUCUGCUAUAAAGGUUCAAAAUUGAAGUUUGCAUAAUUUAAAACCAAUUUGAAAACAUUUACUGUAUUUUUUCAAUGUUAUUAAAGCUGUAAGUGAACCAAAUGCAUCAGCAGAAUAAGAUAUUUAAAAUCUAUUGUAAGAAUAUUUGCUAAUAGCCAAUAUAAAAUAAGUAAUAAGGAAAUAAGGAAUCAACUUACAUAAUUAAACUUGAAUAGUUUUUCUUAUAGCAGCCUCCUAAAAGUUUCUGGGGGUAAUUUCUAAAUGUCAGUUUUGGUGCAAUUAGUGUUUAUUUUAUUCUUUCAAUGAAACAUCUUUGGGAAAAUAAUUUUAUGUUGAGUGAAAAUACACAAUGUUUAAAUCCUGAAAUAUUAAUCCUUAAAGCGUGUGUCUUUUAAAGGUUGAAACUGAUAUAUUUGCACAAAUUAUUUCUAUGCAAAGUGUUCUGUACAGUAAGUAAUUUGAACUAAAGCUGAUACUAAAAUGUUAUCAAAAUGUUUGGCUCUUCAGAAAUAAAUAAUGGAAAGUCUUAUAGGCAGAACCACA